AUGCCUCCUAAACGCACUCGCGAUGCCGAAAAUGCUCCGGCAGAAGCUCGGACAGAGCAUGCCGUUAAGAAGCGCAAGGGUUUCAGUGUCGGCCCAGCAAACCUGCCUGAUGGCACAUAUCGGCGCAAGACUCAAAAAAUCAAGUCCGACUUGAUCCAAAAGGCCAAGGUGAAGAAGGCCUACGCCAAGAUUAAAGCCCAAGAACUCGCCGCUGGCACGCCUAAAUCGAUGUUCACCACCGCCGAAGAGGAAGCUGGAGGCGAGCCACAAUCGGCAUCUUUGGAACUUCACCCCGACCGAGUAGCGAUGUUGAACGAGCCGGCGCCCGAGCUGGCACCGCGACAAGAGCGCCGUCCCCGCGAGAACGACGGCAGGAGAAAGGAGCGGAAACCGAAGCCGUCAGCGUACCUUAAGGAAAUUGAUUUUGCGGAGAAGCGCAAACAGGCCGCGGAGGCACGUCAAAGGGAAAUCGAGGCAAAGCAAAAGGAUCGCGAGGCGAUGACACGGGCCAAGCGGCCGGAUCAGAAUGGGAAGAGGCGGUUGGGGAGGGAGAGCAACGUGCUGCUGAGUCGGGUGCAGCGUAUGGUCGGCCAGAAAUGA
Messenger RNA from Penicillium canariense, 600 nucleotides. RefSeq lists its product as uncharacterized. The transcript has 2 exons. Bases 1 to 600 code for a protein of 199 amino acids. The record is from RefSeq and is a predicted model, not a curated record. Lineage: Eukaryota; Fungi; Ascomycota; Eurotiomycetes; Eurotiales; Aspergillaceae.